UAAUGUGUAGGUAGUCCAUAACAUUUUAAGCGAACAACUCAUAACAGACGUAAGAUUAUAAAAAGAUGUUCCUCCGACUGAGUCGCAGUGUACACGUGACAAACAUAUCAUGAGCUUCAAGAGCAAGGUGGUGAUCGUGACAGGGGCCAGCGCCGGCAUCGGGGCAGCCACGGCGGUGCAGUUCGCCAAGGAAGGAGCCAGAGUGGUCGUGGUCGGAAGAAAUGAAGCCAAGCUGAAGGACGUGGCAUCAAAAUGCACCGCGGUCGGCAGUGCGCCGCUCGUGGUCAAAGCUGAUGUCUCUAACGAUGACGAUGCCAGAAGAAUCAUCAGCGAAACCAUAAAAAAGUUCGGCAAACUAGACGUACUAGUCAAUAAUGCAGGCGUCAUGACAUUCGGAACACUGUUAGAUGGAAAAAUCUUGGAAAGUUUCGACAAGUGCGUUGCCGUGAAUUUGAGGGCUAUGAUCCACACUUCGAUGCUGGCCGCGCCUCACUUGGUCAAAACUAAGGGGAACAUCGUGAACAUAUCGAGUAUUCUUGGGCAGUUCCAUAUCGGUGCGUUCGUGAAUGGGUAUGCGGCUUCCAAGGCCGGGUUGAGUCACUUCACUAGAGGGGGUGCGAAGGAGUUGGCUGUGCACGGGGUGAGGAUGAACGUGGUGAGCCCUGGGCCGGUGGACACGGCACUGCUGGAAGAUUUCGGAGCCACCGCAGGAGUGCAGGAGGUGAAGACGGCCUUGGGACGGGUAUCCCAGGCGGAUGAGAUGGCUGACUUGAUUCUUUAUGUGGCCAGCGACAAGGCGAAAGGAAUCACAGGGUCUGAGUUUGUGGCCGAUAAUGGUAUAAGCUUGGUUUAA
Messenger RNA from Ostrinia furnacalis (Asian corn borer), 853 nucleotides. Its product is annotated as 3-oxoacyl-[acyl-carrier-protein] reductase FabG-like. The transcript has a single exon. Gene Ontology annotation, molecular function: oxidoreductase activity. The record is from RefSeq and is a predicted model, not a curated record. NCBI's taxonomy places the organism in Eukaryota, Metazoa, Arthropoda, Insecta, Lepidoptera, Crambidae. The coding region runs from base 110 to 853 and encodes 247 amino acids.